AUGCAGUUGGGCGAGCAGCUCCUGGGGAGCUCCGCCAGCCUGCCCGGCGCGCGCUUCUACCCGCUGGAGGGCGCGGGCGGCGGCGGCGGCGGCGGGCGCGGCGGUCUCCUCUUGGGCUCGGCCUCCUCGCCCCGGAGGCUGGACUUAGACAAGGCUCCCAAGAAGUUCCCGGGCAACCCUUCCUGCGAGGCGGAAGCCGCGGAGCCCGCUGCCGCCAGGCCGGGACCCCCGGCGGCCAUGCUCAGCGACGCGGACUCCGGGGACACCUUCGCUGCGACGGUGGCCAAACCUGGGCCCCUGGACGGCCGUAAGAACUCCCCGUGCGGGGAGGAGGAACUGUCCUCCUCCUCCGCCGCCGCCGCCGCCGCCGCUGCGCGCUACUCCAUGGACAACCUGAGCUCCGAGCGCUACUACCUUCCGUCCCCCGGGCCGCAGGGCUCCGACCUGCCCGCGCCCUGCUCGCUCUUCCAGUACCCGGCCGCAGCCGGGGGGCCUCACGGAUCUCUCUACCCCGCUUCCAACGGCGCGCGUUACCCCUACGGCUCCGUGCUGCCCCCCGGUGGAUUCCCCGCGGCGGUGUGCCCCCCCGGAAGGGCGCAGUUCGGCCCGGGAGCGGGCGGCGGCGGCGGCGGCGCGGGCGGCGGCGCCGGAGGCCCGGGCGCCUAUCAGUACGGCCAGGGGUCUCCUCUCUACGGACCGUACCCUGGAGCCGCGGCGGCGGGACCUUGCGGAGGACUGGGGGGCCUCGGGGUGCCCGGGGCCGGCUUCCGCGCCCACGUCUACCUGUGUAACCGGCCUCUGUGGCUCAAAUUCCACCGACACCAAACUGAGAUGAUCAUCACGAAACAGGGCAGGCGGAUGUUUCCUUUUUUGAGCUUCAACAUAAACGGACUCAAUCCUACUGCGCACUACAACGUGUUCGUAGAAGUGGUUCUGGCCGACCCUAACCACUGGCGCUUCCAGGGGGGCAAGUGGGUGACCUGCGGCAAAGCCGACAAUAACAUGCAGGGCAACAAAAUGUAUGUUCACCCAGAGUCUCCUAAUACUGGUUCACACUGGAUGAGACAGGAGAUUUCUUUUGGGAAAUUAAAACUCACCAAUAACAAAGGCGCAAAUAACAACAACACUCAGAUGAUAGUCUUACAGUCUUUACAUAAAUAUCAACCACGACUGCACAUUGUUGAAGUUACAGAGGAUGGUGUAGAAGACUUGAAUGAGCCCUCAAAGACCCAGACUUUUACCUUCUCAGAAACACAGUUCAUUGCAGUGACUGCUUACCAAAACACUGAUAUUACUCAACUAAAAAUUGAUCAUAACCCCUUUGCAAAAGGCUUCAGGGACAACUAUGAUUCCAUGUACACGGCUUCAGAAAAUGACAGAUUAACUCCAUCUCCCACGGAUUCUCCUAGAUCCCAUCAGAUUGUCCCUGGAGGACGGUACGGAGUUCAAAACUUCUUCCCGGAACCCUUUGUCAACACUUUACCUCAAGCCCGAUAUUACAAUGGAGAGAGAACUGUGCCACAGACCAAUGGCCUCCUUUCCCCCCAACAGAGCGAAGAAGUGGCCAACCCUCCCCAGCGGUGGCUCGUCACGCCUGUCCAGCAACCUGGGACCAACAAACUAGACAUUGGUUCCUAUGAAUCUGAAUAUACUUCCAGUACCUUGCUCCCAUAUGGCAUUAAGUCUUUGCCUCUCCAAACAUCCCAUGCCCUGGGGUAUUACCCUGACCCAACUUUCCCUGCAAUGGCAGGGUGGGGAAGUAGAGGUUCCUAUCAGAGGAAGAUGGCAGCAGGCCUACCAUGGACCUCCAGAAUGAGCUCUCCUGGGUUCCCUGAAGAUCAGCUCUCCAAGGAGAAAGUCAAAGAUGAAAUUAGCUCUUCUUGGAUAGAAACACCUCCUUCUAUCAAGUCUCUAGAUUCCAAUGAUUCAGGGGUAUAUACCAGUGCUUGUAAGCGAAAGCGGCUGUCUCCUAGCACCUCAAGUAAUGAAAAUUCUCCUUCCAUAAAGUGUGAGGACAUGAAUGCAGAGGAGUACAGUAAGGACACCUCAAAAGGCAUGGGGGGAUAUUAUGCUUUUUACACAACUCCCUAAAAUAUUAUUUGAACUUCUUGAACAUUAGCAAACAUUUGGCAGAUGGACUUUGUGGUGUUUUAUGUUGUCUUCUUUGCUAGGUUGCCAAAAAGACAUUUGCCUUCCAACUUGAUGCAUCCUAUUUUGUGCAAUUCUCCAAAAGAAGGUGCCAAAGCUUUUUGAUUGCUGCAGGUAACUGAAACAAACCUAGCAAUUUUUUUUUUCUUUGCAGAAUAAAGUUAAUGGAGGAGUUUCAAAUGUUUUUUU
Molecule: messenger RNA, 2337 nt
Organism: Dipodomys ordii (Ord's kangaroo rat)
Lineage: Eukaryota; Metazoa; Chordata; Mammalia; Rodentia; Heteromyidae
Gene: Eomes
Product: eomesodermin
Exons: 7
Coding region: 1-2091 (696 amino acids)
Biological process (GO): CD8-positive, alpha-beta T cell differentiation involved in immune response; regulation of transcription by RNA polymerase II; positive regulation of DNA-templated transcription
Cellular component (GO): nucleus
Molecular function (GO): RNA polymerase II cis-regulatory region sequence-specific DNA binding; DNA-binding transcription factor activity, RNA polymerase II-specific
Source: RefSeq, a predicted model, not a curated record